AUGAGUGAUAACAUAACAAACACUUAUGCGAUGGUAGAAGAACAAACAAAACUCACAAUGGAAUCUAUGUCCCUCACAAACGAAAUAUUAGAUUAUGCCAAUACUCGUAUAAAUCAGCUGGAAAGAACAAUUGAAAGAUGCGGGUAUACUAUUGAAUUAUUCAGGAGAGGCACAGAUUUAUCAGAACAGGAGCGUAAUUCACUUGAAAAAUUAAGGGUUUUGUUACAUGAUCGCGAAAUGUCAACAGAUGAUAUUAAAUUAUUAUGCGAAUUAAAGAAUUAUAGUAAUACUUUAUUCCAUAAAAAUAAUCAAACAAUAGAACAGGCAAAAGCGCAACUAAAUGAUUUGCUACCAGAACGCAUGAGGAUAUACGAAUUCCUGUUACAAAAGGCUCUUAAAGCCAUUAGUUUUUGGAGAAAAUAA
Rhizophagus irregularis DAOM 181602=DAOM 197198 is the source of this 423-nucleotide messenger RNA. The record is from RefSeq and is a predicted model, not a curated record. Lineage: Eukaryota; Fungi; Glomeromycota; Glomeromycetes; Glomerales; Glomeraceae.